GAAACCGAAGUCUAGCUAAAAGCGCGUGAAUCUUCCAGAGACUUCAAUCCAAAAGCAGAACUUCUACCCACAAGCUUAUUCCACACACAUCCGCGCAGUGAAUUUCUCUUUCUACGGAGAGGCUUGCGUUGUGAGACAUCUAAACGAUGUCGUAUUUGCUGCCGCACCUUCACUCCGGAUGGGCCGUCGAUCAGGCGAUCCUCGCUGAGGAGGAACGCCUCGUCAUCAUCCGUUUCGGUCAUGACUGGGACGAAACCUGUAUGCAGAUGGAUGAGGUGCUGGCUUCAGUUGCUGAGACAAUAAAGAACUUUGCUGUGAUAUAUCUGGUGGAUAUCACAGAAGUGCCAGAUUUCAAUACUAUGUAUGAGUUGUACGACCCUUCCACUGUCAUGUUCUUCUUCAGGAACAAGCACAUUAUGAUUGAUCUUGGCACUGGAAACAACAACAAGAUCAACUGGGCCUUAAAGGAUAAGCAGGAGUUUAUUGACAUUGUUGAGACCGUGUAUCGUGGUGCCAGGAAGGGCCGUGGUCUAGUUAUUGCGCCUAAAGAUUACUCUACCAAAUAUCGUUAUUGAGUUUGGCGUAUCUCUUUCAACAAUUGUAUGGCAUUAUUGAUCUUCAAUAGCCCAUAACUUGAGCUUGUAAGCUGGCACAUUUAGCCUAAUUGCUCCAGUGACUGCAGUUACGUUAUGCUUUUGGGGGUGAUCGGCGAUGAUGUACGCAUAAUUGUUUGUUCAAACUCUCUGCUUAUAAAUGAAGCUUAGGAGAGUAUUACUGUGUAUGAAACUCAAGAACACAUCUUAAAACUUGGCCUUCGGAUGCCGAUGUGAUUGUUAAGGGUGCUAGUAUGUUGCCUUUUACUGGUAUGUGAUUUAACGUCUGUGGAAGUUACCUAUUCAUAGUUA
This is a messenger RNA of Sesamum indicum (sesame), 905 nucleotides long. Its product is annotated as thioredoxin-like protein YLS8. NCBI's taxonomy places the organism in Eukaryota, Viridiplantae, Streptophyta, Magnoliopsida, Lamiales, Pedaliaceae. Gene Ontology annotation, cellular component: U5 snRNP; spliceosomal complex; U4/U6 x U5 tri-snRNP complex. Gene Ontology annotation, biological process: mRNA splicing, via spliceosome. The record is from RefSeq and is a predicted model, not a curated record.